CACCAUCCCUGCUUCUAUUGUUUGUUCCUGACCCACCCAGUGUCUGAGAUUGACUCGGUGGCCGGAAUUGAGGAGCAGUUGUCAAGUUGCAAGCAAAGGCGAUGACCAGGGCUCCGACAGACUGAUGUAUGUUUGUGGAAUCCGGAGUCAGGGCAAAAUCAACGCCCAAUGUUAUUGUCUGCCCAGCUUUGAAAGGGUUCAAAAAGCUCUCUAUUUCCACAUUGUUUCAGCAAAAAAGUACUAUUCUAUUCUAUAUGAUGUCGACUGACAGAUCUCAGCAAUGCCUAAACUACGGGUCGUAGAGUGGCAAGUUCGGGUUCGUGAUUUUGAAAGAGAGAGAGAAAGAUUUUCAAAAGAUUUAUGUAGUUGAGUCUACAAUUAAAGAUACACAAAUACUGGUACUCGGGAUUCAAUCCUCUCUACCAGGGCAUUUACAUCCAGAAGUAUGAGGGGUAGAUCGUUAAAGUUCCACAUCCCAAAAUACUGCCUCCUGGCCUCGGCGAUGGUGCUUGACCCAACGGCUCAGGCCUUGGCUGGGCCUCAGAAGAACAAGAGGGCGGGUCCGGCCAAAGUGCUGAAGAAAGCAGCCGAGAGAAAGAGCAGCGAGAAGAACGGGGUCUGCUCGCAGAGCAGCCCUGCUGCUCCACAGGCGGAGGGGCCUUUAAGGACUGCGUCACAGACUACGGGGUCGCUCACUUGCAGCCUAAAGGUCAACCGGGCCCUCGGAGCAGGAUCGAGCCUUGUCGGUAAUGGACACUGCAGCUGGAUGAGGCGAAGCGAGAGCUCGUACAGCGUUAACAGCAUGGGCUCUGAUUGCCCCAGGACCAGGAUCAGGAACGCCACGUCUCUCCCGCACAUAGCUAGGUACAGUGCCCGAGAGCCACCACCCGUUAAAAGCCCCUGCCUCUUGGUGGCGCUGCGACCAAUAAAUGUCGACAAAGAGAAAGAGCUGUUCUUCCAGUCUAACUACACCUACAAUCCUCAGUUUGAGUACUGCGAGCCCCUCAGCAGCAGCAUCAUGAGCAAGUACAGCGUGGCCUCUGAUCGCUUCAUUGAACAGGCCGUUCGGAUCAUGAAGAGCGUGGUGAAGAUGUAUGGCAGCUAUGAGAACUUUGAGGUGGCCACCGGGGGCGCAAUGCUGUCAAAGAGUAAAAUAUGGACCUGUAUCAGAAGUUACAUGAGGAAAGAGGGAUGCUCUGGAGAGGUUGUGGUGCGGCUCAGUGAGGACCUUCUGUCUCAGGCGGUGAUGAUGGUGGAGAACUGCCGGCCCACACUGACGAUUAACCUUGCAGGGGCUCGUCAGUACUGGCUGGAGGGAAUGUUACGCCAUGAGAUAGGGACACACUACAUUCGAGGUGUUAACAACAGCCACCAGCCCUGGCACAGUGCAGCGGGCAGGAAGCUGUAUGGUUUGAAGCCAGCCAACCCGACUGAGGAAGGCCUCGCCAGCCUGAACAGUGUCCUCUACCGCAAGUACCCUUUCCUGUGGCGGGCUGCCCUGCUCUACUAUACCGUCUUCCAGGCUAGCCGCAUGCCCUUCUGUCAGCUCUUUGAAGACAUUGCCAAGUUUGUAGAGGAUCCAAACACUCGAUGGGAGUAUUGCGUGAGAGCCAAGAGAGGUCAAAUGGACACUUCUCAACCAGGAUGUUUCAGUAAAGACCAGGUGUACUUGGAUGGUGUGUUGCUCCUGCUUCGAUACAGAAAGACUAUUGAUUUCAAGAUGCUGGCAGCACUGGGCAAGGUCUCCUUCGAAGACGUGGAGCAUCUGAAGAAAUGCGCGAUCCUCCAAAACACGCGCAUCCCGCACUUCAUGAGGGAUCAGGCCCGCUACCUGGAUCAGCUACACCACAUCACCGCGGUCAAUGGACUGACAGACGAAGAGUUGCUGCGGCUUAUUCCCAAGUAGAUGGCACUGGUGACGGAAGUGUAUGGGGAUGGAGCCUCUCAACGGGCUUUCCAUCCAGUCUGCUUUUCAACGCGCUGCUUUAUUGUAGUGCACACACACACACACACACACACACACUAUGAACCCAAAGGCACAGUGGCCUUAAUUUUUUUUGGCGAUGCAUUUGAGCAUCGGUAGACGUUUGUAUGAAAAAUUGUGGAACUGUUUCUAUUGGAAGCUAAAGCCUGGAGCUGCAGCUUCACCCUCUGUCCUUUGUGUGCCAUGCAUUUCCUAUUUAAACUUGUAUUUAUUGUUUGCAAAGGUGCUGCUUUUUAAAAAAAAGAUAUUUUAAGCUAGAAAGGUUGGUUUGGGGCUGGGGGGCGCGGGGGGUGAAAAAAAUACAGAUUUUUCUUCCAAUAUUGUCCAUGUGCAUUCUAUCUGUGGUUGUGAUAGGGCUUUGCUCAGGCUGAGUAAAGUCAUGAUGUUGGUUAAAUUACAGAGUCAUUACAAACAGAAAGAAGUCACUUGUCCUAUCAAAUUCAUUCCAGCCCCUCUGGAACAAGCCAGCCUUCUGUCAGAGCCGUUGUAUCUUUGAGCCAGUAUCUGCACCUGUGUCUUAAUGAAAACUUUAGGCUCAAAUGAAAUUUAAAAAAUAAAGACAGAAAAAAAAUGCUGGAAAUGACUCAGCAGAAAAUGUCACAAAUGAUGUGGUGAAUAUUAGCAGGACAGAGAUACCGCGAUGAAACAGGCAAACAAUUGGAAGAUGCAAUUUAACCCAGAGAAGUGUGAAGUAACAGCUUCAGCUGGAAAAAGUGGCAAAAGGCAUUAUUAUCCAAGUAUUGCCAUUUUAGAUGUCACAGAGACUUAGGGAUAUCUGCACAUGAAUUUCUGAAGGUCACAGGAUAAGCUGGUUAAUAAGGGAGUCAAACAGUAUCAGGAGGGAGCAGGAAAGAAGAAUUGAGGCCAAAUCAGAUCAGUCAUGAUCUUAUUGAAUGGAGGAGCAGGCCAGAGAGGCCAGACAGUCCCCACUCCUAAUUCAAAUGUUCAAUGUGUAACAGUUGGGAAGACAGUUAAAAAGCUUGUGGGAUCCUUGGCUUUAUUAAUAGAGUGCAAAAGCAAGGACGUUAUACUGACCCUGAUCAAGGUCAAAAUCACAUGACACCAGGUUAUAGUCCAACAGAUUUGACAACACCAGCUUUCAGAGCACGACUCCUUUAUCAGGUGUUAGUGAGAGAGGAAGACCUUAGACACAGAAUUUAUAAGGAAAAGAUCAAAGGGUUAUACAAUCAUGCAAAUAAAUUGAACACAGCUAAGAUGGCUCUUAAAUCUUUAAUCAGUGAAGGUUUUGAUUGAUUAAUAUGCAGAUCCCAAAAUUUUUUUCAAGUCACUGCCCCGAGAUUACUUAAGGUGUUAUCAAUAUAAAGGAGGUGACACUUCUGGUCAAUGUAUUUUAGGCAUAGAGGUCCUUUUUGGAGUCUGUCUGUGUCUUAACCUGGAGUUAGACUGGUUUUAUUUCCAAAGUAGAAGUUUAUGAAAUGCCAUA
Molecule: messenger RNA, 3428 nt
Organism: Chiloscyllium plagiosum (whitespotted bambooshark)
Lineage: Eukaryota; Metazoa; Chordata; Chondrichthyes; Orectolobiformes; Hemiscylliidae
Source: RefSeq, a predicted model, not a curated record